This is a messenger RNA of Physcomitrium patens, 2331 nucleotides long. RefSeq names its product isoprenylcysteine alpha-carbonyl methylesterase ICME. Lineage: Eukaryota; Viridiplantae; Streptophyta; Bryopsida; Funariales; Funariaceae. The record is from RefSeq and is a predicted model, not a curated record.
CCCCGCGAGCAUGCCCUUCCACACGAUCCUGUGCGACGCCAUCGGCGGGCGAGCUGCAUCGGGCACGCGCGGUGGGAGAAAGCUCCGGGUCAAGCGUCCGAUCUUGCGAGGUCGUCGUCGUUCAGGAUGCAGCUGAUCUCACCAUGAAUUGGAGUACGGAGGUACUGGCAAUCGACAAAUGUAGAUUGAUGCGAGGGCGGCGAAAGGAGGUGGUGGUUGGAGUAGCAUGGCGAAGCGCGAUUUGGAGGAGGUUGUUGAAAUGUUGCCCGCGGAGGAGAUUCAGAAUGAUACGAUGAUGCUGAGGUCGGGUUGGGGCUUGGAGGCGCCCAGCGCGGGGUUGCUUAGACAUGGAGGAAGUAGAAUGACGUCUGCGAAGGUGCAGGGCGAUGGUUUUGUGUGUGUUGGGAGUGUAAAGCUGCGAUCGACGGCCUCGGGUGCCAUGAAAACGGAUGUGGGUUUGCAGCAGGAGGCUGUCGGUGUGGGGGCGGAAGACAGGGACCGGGAAGAUGGGAAUCACCGUAAGGUCUUGCGGUUCCAAUCGGAGGUCGCUGCCCGAGGCGUGCCUAGGUUGUCGUCGCAGCGGACGCCUUUAGCGGGAGCUGAGCACGGGCGGCGAAGGACCUUCUCAGGCCCAAGCCAAUUUGGAGGCGGUGGUCCUCUUCGUCAAGGUUCUUUUAAAGAGUUCACACAGGACGUGCAGGCCGCAGCCGCUGAGACCUACUUGAUUACUCGGCUCGCCCUCACGCUUUUGAAGUUCCUUGGAGUUGGAACGCGAUGGAUCAGCAAGUUCAUCCGUCUGAGUCUAUAUGCAAUGUUCCUCAUGAUAGGCUUUAUUCAGGUUGGAUAUUCUUAUUAUUAUGACCCACGUAUACAUCGAAGCCUUAUAUAUGGAGAGAAACCUCGGAACAGGUUCGACUUGUAUUUACCGCCCGACACUGACAAAUUAAAGCCGGUAUUUAUAUUCAUAACUGGCGGAGCUUGGGUUAUUGGGUACAAGGCGUGGGGAACUUUGUUAGCGCAACAACUUGUGGAUUGUGAUAUCAUUGUUGCCUGCAUUGAUUACAGAAAUUUCCCGCAGGGCGGCAUCAGUGAUAUGAUUUCUGAUGUUGAAACAGGGAUAGGUUAUGUCAUUCAGAAGCUUGAGAGCUAUGGUGGUGACCCAAACAUGGUUUACUUGGCAGGUCAAUCUGCUGGAGCGCAUCUUGCAACUUGUGCUUUGUUGAAGCAAGCAGAGAAAGAAAUAACUCAAGACCCAGCAGAUCUUGUUUGGAGGUCAUCUCAAAUCAAAGAAUGUAUGGCUAUCUCAGGCGGAUAUAAUCUCACGAAGCUCGUGGAUCACUUUCAUAAAAGGGGUCUCUAUAAAUCAAUUUUCUUAAGUAUGGUGGAGGGGGAGAAGUCUUUGGCAACCUAUUCUCCAGAACUCAUGGUGUUGGCACCUAGUUUCAGGAAGGCUGUCCCUCUGCUUCCUCCCAUUACCUUGUACCAUGGAACAGCAGAUUACUCUAUCCCUCAUGAUUCUAGUGUGGCGUUUGCGGUUGCUUUGCGACUGGUGGGUGCACGUGUCAAUACAGUUUUUUAUCCAAACAAGACGCACACGGAUUUGUUUUUGCAGGAUCCAAUGCGAGGUGGGAAGGAUGAGCUGUUGGCAGACAUUUUGGCCGUAGUGCAUGCAAACGAUGAGGAAGCGAAGGCGGAAGAUGUCAAGAGGGCAUAUUGUCGUCGAAGACUUGUGCCGGAAUUUCUUCUGCAACUUGCCCGUUUGGUUAGUCCCUUUUGAAAAGAAAUUCCCAUUGACAUCUCUCAGCGUCAAUUCUAGAUAUUGAAGUGUAAUGUAGUGAGUGGCACACGAGUGUUCACCUUUGUAACUUGUGGUGAGCUCAUUUUAAUGUUACUUACGAGUCAGUCCAAUUAGUAGCAAUUCCUAGUCGAGUUAAAGGCCAUUGUAAUAACAGCAAUAAAUGUUGGCUCUGAGUUUUCUACAAGAUGGAUUUUCCAUUCUAGCCAAGCAGGGUUAGAGUACUGUACACCAUAGCUGGUAGGAGUUAUAGUGUCUGUCAAUUUCAUUUUUUGCAACUUAUUGUGGUAACCAUCACCAAACACUAGAGAUGAUGCCGAAAACAAAGAAUUUUAAUUUAGACUUCAAUCAGCCAGCCAGCUACCUCACAGUAUUCAAGUAAGUAAGCAAAAAACCCAACGUGUUCCUGUUUAGUUUUAUAUACUUCAGGUUUGCCAAAAAGACCUCUAGGACUCGAAUGAUUCUCGGUUUCCAAACUAGGUUUCUGUAAUGCUCUUCUUGUAAAUAAAUUAAUGCAUAAAGAUUUUCCCCCUCUA